AAUCCUGCAUUUUCAUAUAUUUCCUUGGAAGCCACCAUUUUGGUGUUUUAUUCAACUAAACUUCAUGCCAGACAGAAAUACAAGGCAGAGUUGAAAACAACUCUGCAACUUCAACUCACAGACCAUACCCCUCUGUCCCGUGCUCUUCUCUCGCCUCGCCGCGAUCCAAUUCGAUCACAUACCCACUUCACCACCAUGAUCAAACUCUUCAACAAGACCCUCCGUCGCUUCUGCUCCAAUCUCCGUUGGCCACUUCGCCGACGUUCCUCCUCCAAAAUCGUCAUCAGGAGGUUCGGCAAAUCCCACCCAACACCACCUUCAUGCCACGCUAAACGUGAAUCCGCCACCAAUGGGCUUGCCGUUGUUCAUCCCAAUGGCCAAUUGGGCAGUCCAGAAUCGCAGAAACCAGUACGGAUUGCGACAUUCAACGCUGCCCUGUUCUCCAUGGCACCUGCUCUUCCCAAGUCAGAAAAAGGAGCCACCUUUGACGAUGAGAACGGCGGUGCCGUCAAAACCAGAAGACCCUUGGACGUGAAAUUACGAGCAAAGUCAGCGAAUGAUCGCCCGAAAAGCAUACUAAAGCAGUCCCCUCUGCAUCCAAAUUCCAUGAAUAGUCCCGACAAUCUCAGCAAUCAACAGAAGUUCGCGAAAUCAAGGCUGAGAGUUUCCAUCAAUUUACCUGACAACGAGAUUUCUCUGCUGCGAAACCGGCAGUCGAGUUUCUCGGAUUGCGAGAGGGAGGGCUCUUCGAAUGUUUCGAAAGGGAAGGUUCCCAUGAAAGCCUCAGCGAGUUUUUCGGCAUAUACGUCGAACAGAAAUAGUAGAACAGUGCUGGAUGUUCUGAGAGAAUUGGACGCUGAUAUUUUGGCGCUUCAAGAUGUGAAGGCAGAGGAAGAGAAUGGAAUGAAGCCUUUGUCUGAUUUGGCUUCCUCACUGGGAAUGAAUUAUGUGUUUGCUGAAAGCUGGGCUCCCGAGUACGGCAACGCUAUCUUGUCCAAGUGGCCGAUUAAACGCUGGAAAGUCCAGAAAAUCUUCGACGACACCGAUUUCAGGAAUGUUUUGAAGGCCACCAUUGAGGUACCACAAGCUGGAGAAGUCAACUUCUACUGUACUCACCUUGAUCAUCUGGAUGAGAAUUGGAGAAUGAAGCAGAUAAACGCAAUAAUCCAAUGUAAUGAUGAGCCUCACGUCUUGGCCGGCGGUCUUAAUUCACUUGACGAAACUGAUUAUUCCCAAGAAAGAUGGACAGACAUUGUAAAGUACUAUGAAGAGAUGGGGAAGCCAACACCAAAAUCUGAUGUGAUGAGAUAUCUGAAGAAUAGACAGUAUACAGAUGCAAAGGAGUUUGCUGGGGAAUGCGAGUCAGUUGUCAUGAUUGCCAAAGGCCAAAGUGUGCAAGGAACUUGUAAGUAUGGAACCCGGGUUGAUUACAUAUUAUCAUCCCCAAAUUCUCCGUACAAGCUCGUUCCAGGGUCCUAUCUGGUCCUGUCUUCCAAAGGCACAUCAGAUCAUCACAUAGUGAAAGUUGAUCUUGUAAAAGUAAAUGGUUAUCCUGAAGAAAAUGUGACGAAGAAGCAGCGAAAACGGACGCAAAAAGUCGUGAGAAUAACACAGUCAAAUCCAUCAAAAGGUAUAUGGUCCACAAAUUAACACUGAACAGAAAGAUUGAGUUCCUUUUUGUUAAAAAUAUUUGGUAUAUGGGGUCUUUUGAUCCGAUUCCUUCCCGAUCCUGUGAUGUAUACAAUUUCUUUCUUUCUUUCUUUUUCUUUUGGUUCUGAAAAGAAAAAUAGGUUUAGAAGAAAACGAAAGGAAGGCGAGAUGAGGCUGUGUCAUGCAUUUUUCGUUUUUUCUUUUGUAUAGCUUUUGAUUGAAUGUUUUUCAAGGCGAUUAUUGCUUCUUAUUCUUUGACAAUAUUCAUAGACGACUCUUAUGAGUUGAAUAUGAAUUCAUGUAUCAAGAGCUGUGUGGAAUAUAUUUGUAUUUUUUCCCCCUCCCCUUAAAUGAUUCA
Prosopis cineraria is the source of this 2008-nucleotide messenger RNA. RefSeq lists its product as uncharacterized. Gene Ontology annotation, biological process: GPI anchor biosynthetic process. Gene Ontology annotation, cellular component: endoplasmic reticulum. The record is from RefSeq and is a predicted model, not a curated record. Gene Ontology annotation, molecular function: catalytic activity. NCBI's taxonomy places the organism in Eukaryota, Viridiplantae, Streptophyta, Magnoliopsida, Fabales, Fabaceae. The transcript is spliced from 4 exons. The annotation marks the transcript as partial.